GGAUAUUAAUCGUUAUUAAAGGUGUGUUCACAUUUGCUUUAUUUUGCCAUAUUGAAAUAGAGCUUUCAAAGGUUUCAUUUUCUGAUGUGAGGAAGACAAGCACUUGUGAAGAGUUCUAAUAGAGCCUUUGGCUGGAGAAAUAUAUAGCUGAUAAUUUGUGCAUUUGCAGGUUUCUGGGCACUGGCUUUAAAGUAUUCAGACCCAGAUUUCACACCUCUAAUGCAGAACUUAAAAGGAAUUUCAUGAGUAGCUGGACCCCUAAAUUCUUAAAGAGCUUCAUUUGUUGGUGUUGGUGCUAAGGUAACUGGAAACGCUAGAUAAUCUACCAGCUCUCUUUUCAGUGUUCUGUAACAGUGUUGGCAACAUUUUUAAAAGUACAGUUCUACCUCAUAGCAGAAUUGUUGAAUUACUGGUGAGGCCAAGUAUGUUAUAAGGUAUUUUUUAAGAACGCUUUAGAGCUACAUCCAACAUACAGCCAGUUUAAAGAAUCACCAGUAGCCAUCAGGAGUUGGUACUUAAUUGUGAUCAUUGUAGGUCUUUUUUCAUUUGUAAGUUCCGUUUUAUAUAUUUUUAGCCAGUUGAAGUAUCAUUUGAUAUGGUCUUGUCUGUAGUGCAGGAAAGCAGAAAAGUGACUUUAAGAAGCCAAUUGCCCAAAUUGAUUUAAAUGUAAUUCUGAUAUCUGGCUGAGUGACCUUUUCAGAAAUUGAAACAAAGAUCAUAGUGAUAGAAGAAGUAAAAGACCAUUUCUUUAAUGCCCAUUGUUUCAUAAAAGCAACAAAUGUCCAUAAUUUUCUUGGCCUGCUCUUUUUAAUGAUUACCAUAAUUUAGGCUUUUGUUAGAGACAAACUUGUUAUUUAGAAAUAUCAAAGGUAUACUGGUGGCUAUCAUACUAAUUUAGUGAUUUUUACUUUGGUAACAUGCUAAUUUCUAAAAUUUUAUUUUUGUUUUGUUUAUAGCAGAAAAAUAUGGCUCAGGAGACUAACCAGACCCCAGGGCCCAUGCUGUGUAGUACAGGAUGUGGCUUUUAUGGGAAUCCUAGGACAAAUGGAAUGUGUUCCGUUUGCUACAAAGAACAUCUUCAGAGGCAGCAGAAUAGUGGCAGAAUGAGCCCAAUGGGAACAGCUAGUGGUUCCAACAGUCCUACCUCAGAUUCUGCAUCUGUACAGAGAGCAGACACGAGUUUAAACAACUGUGAAGGUGCUGCUGGCAGCACAUCUGAAAAGUCAAGAAAUGUGCCUGUGGCUGCCUUGCCUGUAACUCAGCAAAUGACAGAAAUGAGCAUUUCAAGAGAGGACAAAAUAACUACCCCGAAAACAGAGGUGUCAGAGCCAGUUGUCACUCAGCCCAGUCCAUCAGUUUCUCAGCCUAGUACUUCUCAAAGUGAAGAAAAAGCUCCUGAGUUGCCCAAACCAAAGAAGAACAGAUGUUUUAUGUGCAGAAAGAAAGUUGGCCUUACAGGGUUUGACUGCCGAUGUGGAAAUUUGUUUUGUGGACUUCACCGUUAUUCUGACAAGCACAACUGUCCAUAUGAUUACAAAGCAGAAGCUGCAGCAAAAAUCAGAAAAGAGAAUCCAGUUGUUGUGGCUGAAAAAAUCCAGAGAAUAUAAAUUACUACUUGUGAAGAGACUGAAACUUUGUUUUUAUUUUAAUAUAUCGUAGGAAAACAUUAAAGAGCAGAUGCAUGGCCAUUUUCCUUUGAUGUUCUCCAGAGUUUUACUUUACACUUGUCUGUCUUAUAAUUGAAAUUUUAGGAUGUUUGGGUGUUUGUUACAGGCAGAAAUGGAUAGAUACAGCCCUACAAAAUGUAUAUGCCCUCCCCUGAAUAAAAUUGGAUGAAAAUCUGCACAGCAAAUUGAAAUACACAGACGAUAGGGACAAAAUUUCGUUCCCACGUGCCAAACAUAAUACAUGAAAUCUCUGCAUGUUUGCAGCAUAUCUGCCUUUUGGGAAUGUAAUCAAGGUAUAAUCUUUGGCUAGUGUUAUGUGCCUGUAUUUUUUAAAAAAUGGUACACCAGAAAAGGACUGGCAGUCUACUUCUACCAUAGUUAAACUUCACCCUGUUAAUUUCCACAACGUGUUCUUUGGAAGCAGGAGGAAAGCUAUAAAGAGGAUCAGACCUUUCCAUGAAACCAGUAUAUGGUGCCAUAUGUAAGCCUGGUUAAUUUGUCUUCUAAAAGCUGUCAAAUAAGACCUUCUACAAAAGGUAAACAUCGCAACUGGUUAUCAUGAGUAAAGCCAUCAGGCCAACAGGGUCUUGAGCUAUCUUUGGAGCUUAUCAUGCUGGCCUGCACCAGAAGAUGUCUGCAUUACUCUCAUUGCUAAAAAUGUUGCGUAGCACAGAACUGCACUAGGAUUAAUUUGUUUACAAGAAGAAAUUAAAACUACAUUUGGUUUUUUUACAUACAGCAGCUCUAUCGAAUAACAUGCAUCUGAAUUUUAAGUUGCAAAGGUAUCUGAAAAGUUAAUUUUUCAUGUGCAUCUUUUGUUGAAUGUUUUGGUUCAAGAAAGAAUGUUCAAAGCUUUUUUCAAGACUUCAGUUCUUAAUGUAACUGUACCCUUCUGCAUGGAGAAUCAUAACCAACAUGGCUGCAGUAGACUUCUUAGCGGUAUCCAGCACCACUUGCAGAGGGCUGCUUUAUCAUAUUAAUUGUACUUGGGUGUAGGACUCUAGUGUUCUUGGGUGUAUUGCAUGGGCUGCAUUAUCUACAGCAUUGUACAAUAACAACUAGAAGAGGCAGUAUACUUCACCGAUGCUUGUCUGGUAAUAUCACUUCUGUGUUAUAAUGGAAGGUUUUUGUGAUGUAUGAAACUUGUGUUUUUUUAUAUAUAAAUGAGUAUAGUUAGAUUAGUAUUGUGGUAAUGCCUGUUUUCAUCUGUAAAUAGUUACGUAUGUACACGAGGCACUACUUCUGAUUUAUUGCAGUGUUCAGUCCUAGUUUUUACUUUAAUUAAAGCAUUCAGUUUUGCUUUCAAUUAUUAUGUACCUUAGUUCUGAGUUAGAUCUGCAGAUGUGUACAGAUAGUUCAUAUUUAUGUAUUGCACAUAAUCAUGCUAUUCAGCAUUGAUGCUAUAUUGUAUUAUGUAAAUAAUAAAAGCCAUGUACAGAGGGAA
Molecule: messenger RNA, 3111 nt
Organism: Canis lupus familiaris (dog)
Lineage: Eukaryota; Metazoa; Chordata; Mammalia; Carnivora; Canidae
Gene: ZFAND5
Product: zinc finger AN1-type containing 5
Exons: 5
Coding region: 966-1607 (213 amino acids)
Molecular function (GO): DNA binding; zinc ion binding
Source: RefSeq, a predicted model, not a curated record